AUGAUGGCCGGAAAGCUAAAGUUGACCCUACUCUGGUCCCACAGCGAAAAUUCCACUAGACAACUGAUCAAAGAACGCAAGGUGCUGAACAGCAAACGCCUCGACCUCGAUGCCUGCAAGAGCCGCUUGAAAAAGGCGAAAACGAUGGAGACGACGACUGCCGGAAAUAGCCGCACCACUGGCGGUUUUACCGUAGAACAGGCUGAAGCAGACUUGCGAGUGGCCCAGGCCGAAUUCGACAAGCAGGCCGAGAUUACGAAGCUUUUGCUGGAGGGAAUUCAGUCGGCACAUAACAGCCAACUCAAAUGCCUGCGCGACUUUGUGGAAGCGCAAAUGAUGUUCUACGCGCAGGCGCAUCAAUACAUGGCCGAUUUGCAGCGUGAAUUGUCUGGCCCGAACUCAGCCGAUUCGCUGUACGACGACACCGGAUUCUCAUCCCAGCCACCGCCACAGCAA
Mesorhabditis spiculigera is the source of this 456-nucleotide messenger RNA. The record is from the annotation of a GenBank genome assembly. Lineage: Eukaryota; Metazoa; Nematoda; Chromadorea; Rhabditida; Rhabditidae.